AUCAAGAGUUGCUGUAAAGCUCCCUGAGUACCUGCGAGACGGACUGAACGCGGUGGCCGCCGGUGUGACGUCGAUUACGGUUGACACGUCCAAAGGUCAAUACGCGUCCUUACUUUCCAAAAUCAACCCAUACGUCCUGCAAGACACCGCAAUUCAUCAUGAACGACAGGGGCACUCUGGCGCUGCUGUACUUGCUGCUCCUCGCCCCCUUCUCCCUCGCUGCAGAGGAGCAGAAGGUGCUGGUACCGUCUCAGAUUCGGGGCUUGAACCCCUCUCUCUAUGACAAGUAUGAGCCCACCACAUCUGGUCUCUUUCACUGUCUCGAUGGCUCCAAGACUAUCCCGUCUGCAGCUAUCAACGACGACUAUUGCGACUGUCCGGAUGGUUCAGAUGAGCCUGGAACAGCCGCCUGCAGCGUCGGCUUCUUCUGGUGCAAGAACGAGGGGCAUAUCCCUGGGAACGUUCUAAAGAGUCGAGUGAAUGAUGGCUUGUGCGAGCCAGACUGCUGCGAUGGUUCGGACGAGUGGGCAACGGGCGCUUGUCCCAACAGGUGUGAAGAAGUUGGCAAAGAGUACCGAGAGGCCAAAUCCAAGGCCGACAAGCUCCGAAAGACCGGCUCCAAGAUUCGCAACACCUACAUCAAAUGGGCCCAGGGCGAAAAGCAAAGACUCCAAGAAGAGCUUGACGAGAAGAGGAAGGCCAUCUCGGCCAAGGAGGUUGAGGUGACCAUCGCCAGGGCCGCUUUGGACAAGGCUUCUGCUCAGAGCCAUGAAGAUCUCGAACGCAAGAAGCAGUCUCCCGUAUAUAACUCCCUUCUAUCCCACCGCAGUGCCCUCACCAAGCUCCGCACCAAGACCAAGACUCUCGAGACUGAGAUUGAAGCUCUACACUCUCUCCUGCGCGAGAUGGCCAAAGGCUACAACCCCAACUACCAAGACAUGGCCGUCAAGGCUGCUGUGGUCGGCUACGAGGAGCUCACUGGGAUCAAGUACAGGGAAGGCGAGAGCGAAGAGGGUGAGGUCAAGAAGGAGGAGAAGCCAGAAGCGACGCAGGAGGAGAUCACUGAGAAGGAGCUCCAAGACCUUGAUAAGAUUGAUCUCGACGGUCUCCUUCUCUCGGACACUACCGGUGCAGCUGCCGAAGGUGACGAGGAUGAAGAGGAUGGCCUUUUGUGGAAGAUUGACGAAUACAUUCCCGACAACUUCUAUGACUCUUGGCAAACUAUCCGCGACUUGGCCAUCGAGUGGUCGGUCCGUCUUGGCCUUGCCGGUAAGCCCAAGAACAAGGGCAAUGGUGUCGACGGUCCUCGUAAGUCACAGUUCCCUUUGACACCACUAAUCAUUGAUGAUAGAGGUCGCUGCUGCCCGCGAGAAGCACAGGCUGUUGGAGACCGAGCUUGUCAAGCUCCAGAACGGCAUUCGUUCCAACGAGGAUACUCUCAAAAACAUGGAGUUGCACUAUGGUGUCGAGGCCGAGUGGAAGAAGCUCGAUGGGACUUGCGUAGAGCAGGUGAUCGGGGACUACACUUACGAGCUUUGCUUCUUUGGCAAGGCUACCCAAAAGAGCAACAAGGACGGAUCCUCCAACCUCCUCGGUAAAUUCGACCAAUGGAACGUCGCCGCCUCCGAAGGCACCCUCCCCUACUACUCCCAACAGCUCUAUAAGAAUGGCGCCAAAUGUUGGAACGGUCCGAACCGCAGCGUCGCUGUUGUCCUCUCUUGUGGCACUUCGAACGCUUUACUUUCUGUGGCCGAGCCGGAAAAGUGCGAGUACAGGUUCAAGGUCAGCAGUCCUGCCUUGUGUUGGCCGGAGCAGCAGCCGGUGGUGGAGGGGGAGGUGAAGCAGGAGAGCAAGGAUGAGCUGUAGAAUAGAAAGAAGAUUAACGUGCUCGAUAUAGAUGCAAACGCAAACAUGGAUCUAUAGCA
Cryptococcus amylolentus CBS 6039 is the source of this 1925-nucleotide messenger RNA. RefSeq lists its product as hypothetical. The transcript is spliced from 8 exons. Gene Ontology annotation, biological process: N-glycan processing. Gene Ontology annotation, cellular component: glucosidase II complex. The record is from RefSeq and is a predicted model, not a curated record. Gene Ontology annotation, molecular function: protein binding. Bases 159 to 1598 code for a protein of 479 amino acids. Lineage: Eukaryota; Fungi; Basidiomycota; Tremellomycetes; Tremellales; Cryptococcaceae.